GAGACGAUACGUGUGACGAACUAAUCGCGCAUUAUUUCAGAGAAGGCUUUGCAUACGAGAAGAUUAUGCAAUUCCUUGGCAAGUUUCACGGCAUUAACAUCUCCUUACGAACACUUAAUACCAAGCUAAGAUCUCUUGGUCUUCGUCGAAGGAACAAGGAGUAUGAUUUAAGUCUAAUUCGACAACGAAUACAGCACGAGCUUGAUGGACCAGGUUCUUCAGCUGGUUAUCGCUCUGUGUGGCAUACCUUGCAACGGGAAGGUUACCAAGUGCCCAGGGAAACGAUCAGGGUUUUUGUUAAAGAGUUGGAUCCUGAUGGCGUGAGGGAAAGGCAGGGCAAAACCCUUAGGCGAAGAACUUACCACAACCCAGGUCCCAAUUAUGCUUGGCAUGUUGAUGGCUAUGACAAACUUAAGCCAUAUGGCUUCCCAGUGCAUGGAUGCAUAGAUGGAUAUAGCCGAAAAGUUUUAUGGCUUAAAGUAUGCAAAACAAAUAACAAUCCUGCUGUUACAAGUCAACACUUCCUGGAUGCUGUUAAGAAGUAUGGUGGAUGCCCCACAUUGUUGAGAACAGACAAUGGGACUGAAAAUGUCAUAAUGGCAGCAAUGCAAGCUUAUUUUAGAACUAGUGGGGAUGACGAGAUGGCAGGUAUCAAUGCUCAUCGGUAUGGUUCCUCUCAGUCAAACCAGCGGAUUGAAUCUUGGUGGGCAUUUCUACGAAAAAAUCGCUCGAACUGGUGGAUGAAUUUUUUUAAAGAUAUGAUUGAGACAGGGCAUUUAAAUACAUCAAGUGAUCUAGACAAGGAAUGUUUGUGGUAUUGCUUUGCCAAUUUAUUACUAGAAGAUCUAACAAGCGUCAAGCGUAAUUGGAACUCCCACUACAUCCGUAAGUCAAGGUUUGACACAGUUGCUGGAAGACCAGAUGAACUUUACUUUCUCCCUGAAUGCAAUGGUGCACAAAAUUAUGCAAAGCAAGUGACUGAUGCUCAAUUUCAAGAUAUGUCUCAAUAUUGUCAUGAGUACAUGGAAGAAAAUGUUAUUCAAGAAUAUUAUUGCACCAUUGGAAAUGAACUUGGUAUGUCUCAACCAACACAUUGGAGAAGAGCAUUGGAAAUGUACCAUAUCUUACGUGGAAUUGCCCAAAGCUGAAUUUAAAUUUUUU
Molecule: messenger RNA, 1161 nt
Organism: Xenia sp. Carnegie-2017
Lineage: Eukaryota; Metazoa; Cnidaria; Anthozoa; Malacalcyonacea; Xeniidae
Exons: 1
Coding region: 66-1148 (360 amino acids)
Molecular function (GO): nucleic acid binding
Source: RefSeq, a predicted model, not a curated record